AUGUCCCUCUCGACCAAAACGCCUCUUGAGAUCUUGAUUCUGGGUGGAGGCGUGGCAGGUCAGUUCCAAUUCGGCUUCGACAGCCUCACGAUGCUUACAGAAUUCUANGGUCUUACGGCUGCCAUGGCCCUAGCCAAGUUCUCACCGGCAUCAGCACCGCCAAAGAUCAGAGUCUUCGAGAUUCGACCAAAACCUGGUGUCAUCGGUGGAGCAGUCAAUCUCACACCCAAUGCGCUCAGAUUGCUCGACCGCCUGGACGUGCUGCCGAUUAUGCGACAAAACGAAUAUGGCUUGGAGAUCGAUUGUAUCGAGGUGUUUAGCGUAUACCAGCCGGUCCAGUUGGGAGAGUCAAGCUUCAGAGGACCUGAGGGUAAAGGUCUCGGAGACCCACCAUACAAAGUACGUUAUCAUUUGAAUAUGCUUGAUGUACAUGCUAAUGCAAUAUACAGNGCUCUACGAGUGACUCGCGCAGACGUCAUGAAAGCCCUUGUCGAGGCCGUCGAAAAGUGUCCGAACGUCGAGUUCACCUGCGGAAUGAAGACCACAAAGAUCGAAGAGGACGAGGAGAAAGGCGUUACAUUGACCUUCGAGGACGGAACAACCGCUCAUGGAGACAUGCUAGUAGGCUGUGAUGGUAUCCACAGUGUCGCACGCCUAAAGCAUGUCGAGCCCGAGCGCAAGGAGAUCUACUCCGGCAUUGCAAAUGCAUUUGGCUUCGCACCUCUCAAUAAGGACAACCCCAAGAUUCAGGAUGCUAGCCAACUGCACUUCAACAAGACAGCGAUUAACUUUGCACGUCGUGGAAUGAUGCUCUCGAGUUUCUAUGAGCCGACAAAGACUUCAGUCUAUGUGGGCGGUGUAUUGCAGGUUCCCGAGAUCGAAUCACGUGAUGGCUGGAAGGUCCGCGGCGCCGAUCAAGAGCUCACGAAACAAGACAUGCGAGAGAGGUUCGCUACUGACGAUGUCGUGUUUGAUGACCUCAAAGCGCUGAUUGACACGGCUGAAGACUGGUUCAUGUGGCCCAUCUUCACUCUACCGCCAGAAGGCCGCUGGGCAACACAACGCACCAUGCUGUUAGGUGAUGCAGCUCACGCGAUGCCACCACAGGGCGAGGCUACUGGUAUCGUGCUUGAAGAUACCGUGCUCUUCGCAAGAUGUUUGGCAAGGCAACAGGAACUCGGUACUGGAAGCUUCAGCGAUGCAUUUGCAGCCUACGAGAGAUUACGCAGAGAUCGCAUCAACGCUGCGUUCAAAGAGUCUGGAGCAGUCGUCAAGACUGUCCAGGAUGCUGGUUGGUUAGGCCACAAGAUCAAAUGCUUUGUUGUGCCGUGGUUUUUAUGGUUCACAAGUGGGAAACGAGAGAGACAUUUCACUGAGGACGUGACCACAUCUGAUCUUGGAUUUUGA
Aureobasidium uvarum is the source of this 1407-nucleotide messenger RNA. Lineage: Eukaryota; Fungi; Ascomycota; Dothideomycetes; Dothideales; Saccotheciaceae. The record is from the annotation of a GenBank genome assembly.